GUAAUGAGUGCUCCAUUGGGCAGAUGGAGCAUGUGAGAGAGAUGCAGGAGAAGCUGGCCCGUUUGCACUUUGACCUCUACGGCGAGGUGGACGAAAUGCCGGAGGACCAGAGGAAAGUGGCCUGCGACACCAACAUGGAUAAAUUACUUCUUAACCUUGAGGAGCUGAGUUCUUCUAUUCAGAAACUGAACCUAGCCGACUCCCAAGAGAUCCCGAGGACUGCCAGCAUGUGAAAUCUCUCCUCUCAUCUGAACCCCCGUCUGACUCGGGCUGUUUGUUUUAUGCCACCUAGAUGGGCUGCAAAGGAUAAGGCGGAGUUGAAGCAAAUUUGAGGCACUUUUAAGUAUUAUGGCAUAAAUAGCAACAAAGCUGUUCACCAGCGUUCCCUGUCUGUACAGGGUGGACGGAUGUAUUGUAAGAAGUCCUAACAGGGAUGCACUGACAGCCUAAACACAAUAUAUUAUAUUAUUAUAGUGUGCGUUACACACAUAUAUAAGGAUUAAGAUCUAUGAGAUGAUCUGAUCUACAUUACAGUUCAUAUAUCGGCAUUGGUGCGUCCCUGCUGUGGCCUGUUUGUGUCAAUUCAUUAAUUUCCCAACAGUAUAGAUUUGCAAUACAUUGCUAACCAAAGUGAUAUUUAUAUGAAGCACUCACAAUUCACAGGUCUGUCAGUGUGUGUUUAUGGGUCUUUGUUAAAAGUGAACUGACUCCUAACUUACCCCUAUAGCAAUUUUUAAGAUAUAUAUAAACUCAUUCUGUUGCACUUUGUCUUAUCUGUCGUCAUAAAAUCAAUCAAUUCAAAUUGUUUCUCAACACAAUCGUAGAUCUUGUUUUUGAGACAAUAAAAACCAAUAAAUAUUCCCUGAUUAGAUUUAAACUGUAGUUAAAUUCAUCAAAUCUGCCAAAACAAUAGUACAACGUACAGUGAGCUGCGUGUUACGGGUAAACAAAAAACUAAGCAGUGACCCCAGUUAGUGGUUUCUUGCUCCGUGCGAGUGGCCUGAUCACCUCCAACACCUUGCUUAGUGUUGAAUAUAUUUGCACAUAUCCAUUCAAAAUGCGGGACACACUGCACAUUAUCCCCGGUGUGUUAGUUUGACGCUGGUUAAGAUUGAUUCAGAUGUCGACGUCACAACCAUGCCUUAAUUUCUUUGAUUUAAUCAUUUUUGCCUUAUCGGUUUUAACCUUUUUAAUGGACUCACAUGGAACGUGAUGAGGUUUGGAUUCUGUGUUUUAAGAUAAUCAUUUGAUGCUGCUUUGAUUGUAAAUCCUACUUUAUUUUGUGACUUAUUUUAACCAGUGUUGUUUGGGGGGAUGCGGGACUAUUUUGAAGUGUUUUAACUGUUUUUAUUCACUUAAUAAAUGUGUGGUCUGAA
Morone saxatilis (striped sea-bass) is the source of this 1376-nucleotide messenger RNA. RefSeq names its product coiled-coil domain containing 28A (gene ccdc28a). NCBI's taxonomy places the organism in Eukaryota, Metazoa, Chordata, Actinopteri, Moronidae. The record is from RefSeq and is a predicted model, not a curated record.